AUGGCGCUGCCCCACUGGUGUCUGCUGUGGCUGCUGUUACCCCUUGCUUCAAGGACCCAGAAGCUGCCCACUCGUGAUGAGGAGCUUUUCCAGAUGCAGAUCCGAGACAAGGCAUUUUUUCAUGACUCCUCCAUCAUUCCAGAUGGAGCCGAAAUUAGCAGUUAUCUCUUCAGAGAUACACCAAAAAGAUAUUUCUUUGUGGUUGAAGAAGACAAUACCCCAUUGUCAGUCACAGUGACUCCCUGCGAUGCACCUUUGGAGUGGAAGCUGAGUCUCCAGGAGUUGCCUGAGGAGGCCAGUGGGGAAGGCUCAGGUGACUCUGAACCUCUUGAACAGCAGAAGCAACAGAUCAUUAAUGAGGAAGGCACAGAGCUGUUCUCCUACAAAGGCAAUGAUGUGGAGUAUUUCAUCUCUUCUAGCUCUCCAUCUGGCUUAUAUCAACUGGAACUUCUUUCAACAGAGAAAGACACACAUUUCAAAGUAUAUGCCACCACUACUCCAGAGUCAGAUCAGCCAUAUCCUGAAUUACCAUAUGACCCCAGAGUAGAUGUGAUUUCCCUGGGACGCACCACGGUCACUUUGGCCUGGAAACCGAGCCCCACAGCCUCUUUGCUGAAACAACCCGUCCAGUACUGUGUGGUUAUCAACAGAGAACACAACUUUAAAAGUCUCUGUGCAGUGGAUGCAAAGCUGAGUGCAGAUGAUGCUUUCAUGAUGGCCCCAAAACCUGGUCUAGAUUUCAGCCCCUUUGACUUUGCCCAUUUUGGAUUUCCUUCAGAUAAUCUGGGUAAAGAACGCAGCUACCUGGCAAAGCCUUCUCCAAAACUGGGGCGCCAUGUCUACUCAAGGCCCAAGGUUGACAUUCAGCAGAUAUGCAUAGGAAACAAGAACAUCUUCACCGUUUCUGAUCUGAAACCCGACACACAGUACUAUUUUGACAUCUUCAUAGUCAACACCAACAGCAACACGAGCACUGCUUAUGUGGGUACCUUUGCCAGGACCAAGGAAGAAGCAAAACAGAAGACUGUGGAGCUCAAAGAUGGGAAAGUGACAGAUGUAUUUGUUAAAAGAAAGGGAGCAAAGUUUCUACGGUUUGCUCCGGUAUCUUCUCACCAAAAAGUAACCAUCUUUAUUCACUCUUGCCUGGAUGCCAUCCAAAUCCAAGUGAGAAGAGACGGGAAACUUCUUCUGUCUCAGAACGUGGAAGGCAUUCGGCAGUUUCAGCUGAGAGGAAAACCUAAAGCAAAGUAUCUCAUUCGACUGAAAGGAAACAAGAAAGGAGCAUCUAUAUUGAAAAUUCUAGCCACCACCAGGCCUAGUAAGCAGUCAUUUCCCUCUCUUCCUGAAGAUACGAGAAUCAAAGCCUUCGACAAACUCCGAACCUGUUCUUCAGCCACAGUGGCCUGGCUGGGCACCCAGGAGAGGAACAAGUUCUGCAUCUACAAAAAAGAAGUAGAUGAUAACUACAACGAAGACCAGAAAAAAAGAGAGCAAAACCAAUGCCUUGGGCCAGAUACAAGGAAGAAAUCUGAAAAGGUCCUCUGUAAAUAUUUUCACAGCCAGAACCUGCAGAAAGCAGUGACUACAGAAACCAUUAAAGCUCUCCAGCCCGGAAAAUCUUACCUGUUGGAUGUUUAUGUCAUAGGACAUGGGGGACACUCAGUGAAGUAUCAGAGUAAAAUUGUGAAAACAAGGAAGUUCUGUUAGUCACCUGGUGUAGAGAUAUAUAACAUAGAACUCCAGGAAGGAUUUUAAAUCCCUUUACCUUUAGACUGACCACUCCCACAGCUGAGAGAAGUUGUGACCUGUACAAGUUGUGAGCUAUGAAAGGAAGGGUAUCAGCAUGUAUAUAUUGAUGUUUAUAAAACUUGGAGGAAACUUGUUCUAGUGUGCCCCUGUGGUACCUAGUGUGUGUCUGAUGCUGUUGAUGUCAAAGAUAGAGGACAUCUUGAAGGAAAUGCCAUCCCUUGCUUUGACCACUGCAUGAACUGCUUCUAAAUUAUUUUAUUACCUAAAAAUUUAAACUAUGCCAUUCAUUGCACACAUCCACAAAUGCAAAACAUUCCUUUCUAUAGAUGCUAGGUUAUAUAUAAAUUAUUUUAUAAAGUCUUGUUUUAAAUGUCCUUGUAUCUAUGAUUGUAAACUAUUAAAUUCUUUUCCUGCUAAAGUACAGAUCUAAUCUAAGUAUUAAUAAGUGGACAUCCCUCUAGUCAGUUAUAUUGCUGUUGUAAAUUCUUAUUUGUUGAGUAAAAUGUUUAAAUACUAUAUGUAUCUCAUGUACAAAGUUGACGUGCAUUAUAUUCAUGUACAUAAAAUUAAAGAAAUUAGAUUAUAUACUGUUCAUUUUCCCAAGCAGCUACCUUGGUGUAUUUAAUUUCUAAUCUGUCCCUAAAACUGUACCUUUUAUGUAAUUUGGCACCAAAAUCGACCUUUUUUAAUAGUUACAAGGAACUGCUAUGUCUCUGUAGUUACUAUGGUAUUAGAAACAAUUACUGAUGUGUAUAUUUUGGCAUUAAAUAGGACCCAGCAGCAGUGAGAGUUGAGAGAGCUAUAAUAGUAUUGAUUUAAAAGAGGAGGACAAGCCAAAUGGUUGUCAAAUCAUCCUUAAGAACCUGAACUAUAACACAUUUUAAGAAUUUAAGUACAAAGUUAAGAUAUUUCAAGUAUUUCCAUCUGCUAGAAUACUAGAAAAAUAAGUAUUUUAACCUCCAGCAGAAGCAACUUAGCAAAUACCAUUCAGGACUUUAGUAAUAAGUAAGAGCUACUGUCUUCUACUAGCACUGGUCUGCAGCUCUUAAAAUUUUUAUGAAUUUUUAAAAGUAAUUUUGGUGCAAAAUGCAAUUUAGGUAAGAGAUAACUGAAAUGAUCAGAAACUACAGAAAGGGUAGUGUUAAGGAGUUUAACAUAGAUUAUGAGAUGUCAUGAGAUCACUGGACCAUGAUUCAGAAAUGUCUGGAAAUUCCAAUCACUUAAAAUAAUAUAUCUUUGGAAAAAUGUAUUCCUUCUAAACAGCUCCUUUUCCCAUCUAUAAACUCAAGAAGUAAUAGAUUUGGUAAGACGACAUUGUUAGAUGCCUUCAGUCAUCAGUUGUUCUCUUUUGGAGGAAUUCUAUGACUAUAAAUUACAAAAUUCUGUGAAUACAAGUGGGGACUGGGUAAUUUGUUUAUCUCUACAUUACCCCCUGUGUGGUGCCACUACCUUUAAGAUAAGAGUGUUCAUGAGUGGCAUUCCCAUGGAGUUCAGAAUUGCUCCCACUAAAGCAGUGUAAGUGAUCCUUAGAAAAUAUGCUCUGUUCACAUUGGGGGGAAACUAUCCCCCUUAGAGCAUGUCUUCCAACUCCUCAGUAUUAAGAUAUUCAAAUGAAAUUGACCACAUCUGUGCAGGAAUGACAUCCAAAAGAAUGUUUUAAAGAUAAAGAAAACAUACCCGAUGGUCAUGUAAGCAACCACCUUAGGAGAGACUUUAAUCUUAAAUUAUAAGCGUGGUGACUUAGAAGGACAAUUAACUUUGUUAUAUGAUAUGCAUAUGUAUUAGUUUAUAGAGAAAUGUGUUAGAUGAGACUAUAAUGAAUCAGAGAGUCAUUACUGCUUCUCAAGGUGAUGGACUUAACUCUCAGAUAUUGCUUAAUGCCCAGAAAACCCUGGGAACCAGGCCAAGUCAAUUUAAUCAAGCCUUCACUUUUCAGCCAGCUGUGAUGGUGGUUUAUAAAUAGUCUGGAUAAAUCUGAGAAUUCUUUCAUGGUCCUAGUGAAAUUUGCCUUUUUAAUAACUACAGGAAAAUGAAAUACACAUUUUUGAAACCAGUAUUAUUCACAAAAAAGGAAAAUCUAUUAUAACUAAGUUCUCAUAUUUGCUGAUGUGCUUAGAUUUUAGGAGCAUUAAGGUAAAUAGGAACAAGGAAGAAAAACUUGUUAUUAAUUGACAAAAGAAAUAGAAACUAGCAAAAAGGAAAGGACAACUUUGUCUGCUACGUUAAGCUCCAGGAAAGCGAUAUGCUUAUACAGGUCAUUUACAAUCACAAAUACAGUCGCAUACAUUGAGGAAGGAGUCUUCAAGGACAUUUAGUUCACUAUCUUUACUUUUCAAGGGCAAAAGGGAAAUUAAACACCAGAAAUACAGAUUAAUAAAUUAAGAAUUUCUCAUAGACAAAAUAGCUAAGUAAUGGCAUUGUUUAGACUCCAGAAUUCUAACCAGAAUACAAAUCUCCAAUUCUUGACGUAAAAAAUCAUCUGUAGAUCAUUUUCCAAAAAGAAAUGGAUAGUUUAAUGAUUUUAAAGCAAUUUAUACUUCAAAGCCAUUUCAGAUUUCCUUAAGAAUGUAUGCAUUGCACAGUUUUAAUCCCAGCAGUCUGGAAGGCUAGGACAGGAGGAUCACAAGUUCAAACCUAGU
Fukomys damarensis (Damara mole-rat) is the source of this 4388-nucleotide messenger RNA. RefSeq names its product neuron derived neurotrophic factor (gene Ndnf). The record is from RefSeq and is a predicted model, not a curated record. Gene Ontology annotation, molecular function: protein binding. Lineage: Eukaryota; Metazoa; Chordata; Mammalia; Rodentia; Bathyergidae. The transcript has 3 exons. The coding region runs from base 1 to 1707 and encodes 568 amino acids. Gene Ontology annotation, biological process: extracellular matrix organization.